Molecule: messenger RNA, 1364 nt
Organism: Paramecium primaurelia
Lineage: Eukaryota; Ciliophora; Oligohymenophorea; Peniculida; Parameciidae
Source: the annotation of a GenBank genome assembly
AUGAAUCUACUCAAAAAAGCAACUACUGUUAUAUGUUCUGUUCAAGAACAUUAAGAAGUUGAUUAAAAGAUUAUCCAUCUAUGUAUUGACUCUAAGUGUUAGAUUUCUAAAAAAGCAUUAUGUGGUUUAUGUCUAGGAGAAGAACAUUAUGGUCAUAAAUCAAUUAAUCUCUCUACAUUAGACACUUUAAUAAAGAAUGAAUGGACUCGUGAAAUAAAACAAUACAAUUAAAAGAAUAAAGAUUUGACAGAUUCUAUUCAGAUGAGUAUAAAUGCAAUUCUGAACAAAGUUAAACUACUUUAAGAUUAAAUAUCAUAAUUUGUUAAUUAGGAUAUGUAGGAGAGUAAAGUAGGGAUUUUAAAACGUAAAUAUAUUGAUUAGCCAAAUCUAACUGAAAAAGAUUAUGAAUAAUUAGCAAAAGAAAUUUGUGAUAUUAUACAUUAUAAUAAUGGUGUUCCAGAUUUUAAACCAAUUGAUUAUGAACCAAAUGAUAAAUUCUAGAGUCUUGCAUAAAAGUUAAUUUUNAAGUAGGUGUUGUACUUGUCAUAGUUUUUUUAGGUGAUAAAUUUCUACCUGAAUAUAAAGAUGCAUAUGAUACAAGUGUAUUUAGUGGUCCAAAAAUAAGAUUUAAAUACAGUAAUCAUAAUUGUGUUACUGAUUUUGAAUCAUUAAAAUCAUUAGGAUUAACUAAACUAAAUUAUACAUAAUCUACUGAUAAUCCAGAUGAUUCUGAUAAAUGUUUAAAAACUUAAUGUGUCUGUUAAAAUGAAGAAUGUUAUGAAAUUUAAUGUCCUCCUUGUCUUUAUAAUGAAGAUUCAUGUUCAAUUGUUGCUAGUGGAAGAUUAAUGACAGUUUAAGGAGAUUAAGAUUAUUACAUUAUGUACAAUAUUGAACAUGAAGGAAGUAGACAUGUAAUUAAUAUUAUUUAAUAUAUUUAGUUUACUUAUGUAUUUAAUGUAUUUAUCAUGUUAUAAUUGUUUAAUUUCUUAAAUAGUAGAAGGAUUACUGAUGAAAUUAAUUUCCUUGACAAUAUUACAAAUCAUUCUGCUUUCCUAAUAAUAGUUCCUUUCAUAUUCUGCAUUUAAGUAUUAAUGGUUACUUUUGGAUCUGGUGCUAUUGGACUUUAUAGUUGUUAUGGAUUAUAAAUAAAAUAAUGGUUGAUUGGAAUUGGAUUUGGUAGUAUCUCAUUAUUAGGAUGUCUAAUCCUUAAAUUAAUUCCAGAAGAUAAUUUUUGUAAAUAGCUUGGACCCCAAAAGAUUGUACCUAUCUAACAAGAAGUCAAAAUCUCUUAAUAAAAAGUUGAAUAAAGUGAAAAUGCUCUUGCAAAACAUUAUAAUUCUAUAUCAAGACAUCCAGAUCAAUGA